Messenger RNA from Gongylonema pulchrum, 1065 nucleotides. The record is from the annotation of a GenBank genome assembly. NCBI's taxonomy places the organism in Eukaryota, Metazoa, Nematoda, Chromadorea, Rhabditida, Gongylonematidae.
GCCACAUUUCACCAGAGUACAGGCAAAAAUUUCUUGUUCCUAGUGAAAAUUUUAAUUUUAGGUUGCUCCGGGAACGAAACGCUCCGGUCACACAUGUUUCGAAUACACUCCAUUUCUCGAAUGUUUAUGUGCCGAUGUUGCAACUGGGCUUAUCCAGAUAAAACUAGCUUGCAUAUACAUAUGCAAAGCAUGCUGCGGAAUGGUACUCCUGGUGAUGUGUCUGUUCUUGCCAGGAGCUCCAACGAUGGCCCUGGAAUGGCUGGAUUUGUGGGCGAAAUGUCGCCUCAAGAACUUGAAGGAAGCCCAUCGGCAAGUCCUCCAGAAGCUUGCGAUAGCGAAACUUCAUCCAGCGAAUUGACGAGCGUAAAAGGUUCAUUAUUCGGUAACGGUAUUAUGAAUGGAUCCAUAUUUCCGGCGACGCUCAGGAAUAGCGAGAACUUCCUUCGCUUUGGGGCAAAGCCGGAUAAUCUACUUUCGCAAAUUAGCCCAGAAACUGCCGGCGGCAGUUGGCUAACGGCUUGGUUGGCCAACAGUGCUUUCUCAGCAGCAGCUCCAUUUACUUCUGCCAACUUACUAACAGCUGGUAAUGAACCUCUUCAUUACAAUUCAUUCAUUUUACUGUUGAACGCAGUAAUAAAUUUUUUUGACAAGGACACUAAGAAAUCUUCGAAUGGAAGCUCACUGGAUGAUUUACUUGAAAAAAAAGGCCUAAAUGUUGUAAGAAAUCAUCGAAAUAAGCGAAAAGCUACUAAGCCACAACAGCUGCGGAUAUCAACAGCUCUUCCUGCUGCUGAUGAUGAUGACGAGGAAUUUGUUACGCCGCCCCAGAAGCAAAAUUUGAUGGAAAAAGCUGCAAAAACAGAUGACAGUGGUAAGGCAGCGAGCAGCGACAGUAACGAAACGGUUGCAGCAGCGGUGGAAACAAGAACAAGCCCAAACGGCAUCACUUUGGUGGAUGCCUCCACAAGCCCUAUCAAAUGCUCACACUGCACGGUAAAGUUUCUAUUUUAUAUCAUACCAAAACUGUUUUAUGCACAAAAUUUCAUUUCUGUUAACGACGAGUAG